This is a messenger RNA of Saxophila tyrrhenica, 225 nucleotides long. RefSeq lists its product as uncharacterized. The transcript is spliced from 2 exons. The record is from RefSeq and is a predicted model, not a curated record. Bases 1 to 225 code for a protein of 74 amino acids. Lineage: Eukaryota; Fungi; Ascomycota; Dothideomycetes; Mycosphaerellales; Extremaceae.
AUGCCCGUCCUACCAAAAGAAGACGAGGCCGACUCGAACCUCACAGACAAGGUCGCAAAGGAGUCCAGGGACUCCAACGCCUCCGACCAUCCCCUCCACGACAAGAACGUCGCCUCGAUGCAGGACCACAAGGCGAACCCUGGCCCGGUGAUGGCGGACAACCUGGGCGAGCCGGCGAGCAAGGAGGAGCUGAAGAAGAGGGCGGAGGAGUUGAACAAGAAGUAG